AUGCAUGACCUGAAAGGAUGCAAAGCUGGGGCUGGCAAUAACGUUCACAUUAUUUUUUUCCAACCUGCCAGCCUUCAUAAAUUUCUGCAACACAUGCGCAGCCGCAGCCUGAAAGUAAAUUGCUACAGCGGACAAAGUUUAAAUGGCGCCCGCAGCCACCCCGGCGGUUACUAUCAGUCUUUCAAUGUUUUCCUGUUUUUGGUCGUGGGGUUGGCUUAUUAG
Messenger RNA from Laccaria bicolor S238N-H82, 222 nucleotides. RefSeq lists its product as uncharacterized. Bases 1 to 222 code for a protein of 73 amino acids. The record is from RefSeq and is a predicted model, not a curated record. The transcript is spliced from 2 exons. NCBI's taxonomy places the organism in Eukaryota, Fungi, Basidiomycota, Agaricomycetes, Agaricales, Hydnangiaceae.